AUUGUAGAACUGUAAAUAUCAUUUUACUACUUUAAAUUUGCAUUUGUAGUAACAGAUAGAUUUUAACGAAUCAUUGAAUGUAGAACGAGUCCCUCAAGUAGGCAGACAACUCGAAAGUGUCUUGGCUAGCCUGGGGGAACACCACUCUAGCUCUAGCAGACAACUCUGCAAAUGCAGAGGUUAUUGUUGAGUUUGGUCUGGUCCGUUACUAAAAGAGAAGAAUAUUUUGACACUGCUUUGUGACUCAAUCAAACAAGUUUUAUUCCCGAAUCCCCUUUGAUGAAUGCCAUCAUGACCAAAUAAACUUGGUCGUAAUUCAAGUUGUGUUCGGCGUGAAUCUAUGAGCGACAACCUUACAGUUUGGUUUAGUUUGCUUUGAUUCAAGAAGAUAUACGUGCUUUUGAGACUUUAAAAUGUUACGACAAGGGUCAAGCAGAGUUUUGAACAUACUUGUGCGAUCAAAAAGCUCCUCUGCCUCUGCUCAGGGAAAAUGGAACCUAGUUUCGUCUGUAUGUCUUCAGAGGAAACCUGUGCUCAGCAAAGAAAUGACAGAUUUGGAGAAAGACGUGCAGAAAUUGCUUUUCCAAAUAGAAACAGAAAAGUCCUGGAAAAAUGACUGGGAGCUGGAAGCUGAGAAGGACCUAAAAGAAAUGGAUCAAAUCAAAGCUGGUGAUCCAACAAAAGUGGGAAGAAAGUUUCGACGAGAUUGGGAAGAUGAAUGGAAAGCGGAGCUUGCGGCAUUUAAAUUGGAACCUCGUCUCACUGAAGCAGACAAGAAGAACGAUGUUAAGUCAUGGUACAGGUUAUUGGAUACCACUUUGUUCUUAGUUGUUCAACAAAAAGAUAGCGGCAACCGUUGGAUAUUACCACAUGGUGUGCGCACUGAAGGUGAAACAAUGCGACAGACAGCUGAGAGAGUGCUACAUAACAGUUGUGGAGCAGAUUUAAAUGUUAAGUUUUACAGUAAUGCUCCGUGUGGUUACUUUAAAUUUAAGUACCCCAAAGCUGUCCGUGAAGAGAGAGGAAUAGAAGGUGACAAAGUAUUUUUUUAUAAAGCUUACCUCACAGGUGGUCAGUUAAAAUCAAGUUCAAUAUUGAAAGACUUUAAGUGGAUUCCCCGAAAGGAACUGAAAACUACGUUACCACCAGAAUAUUGUAAAUCUGUUGAAAUGUUCUUGAUUGAUCAAGAUUAACCAUAAAAUUUAUUGUUUGCAAUUGUUGUAAUAAAAAAAAACUAUUCAAAGUA
This is a messenger RNA of Frankliniella occidentalis (western flower thrips), 1246 nucleotides long. RefSeq names its product 39S ribosomal protein L46, mitochondrial (gene mRpL46). The coding region runs from base 414 to 1193 and encodes 259 amino acids. Gene Ontology annotation, molecular function: structural constituent of ribosome. The transcript has a single exon. Lineage: Eukaryota; Metazoa; Arthropoda; Insecta; Thysanoptera; Thripidae. Gene Ontology annotation, cellular component: mitochondrial large ribosomal subunit. The record is from RefSeq and is a predicted model, not a curated record.